This is a messenger RNA of Lachancea thermotolerans CBS 6340, 387 nucleotides long. RefSeq names its product mitochondrial 37S ribosomal protein mS41 (gene FYV4). The coding region runs from base 1 to 387 and encodes 128 amino acids. The record is from RefSeq and is a predicted model, not a curated record. Lineage: Eukaryota; Fungi; Ascomycota; Saccharomycetes; Saccharomycetales; Saccharomycetaceae. The transcript has a single exon. Gene Ontology annotation, cellular component: mitochondrion.
AUGAUCGGCUCUGCUUGCGGAAGAAGGCUUUUUAGUUGCUCAAAUGUUGCGCUGAGGGUGAACAAGGCAUCCCUUAGAAAGAUCCCUGCUCCAAACGGAGAACUAACUGAUGCUGGAGCUUUCCUAAGCAAGAUUGGGCGCAAAUGCGAAGAGUUCAACGAAACAUUCGAGAACAAGUGGGAAAACCUGUUUCACUGGGACUCUAAAGUUCUCAAAGAGAAGGGUAUUCCACCACAGCAAAGAAAGUAUAUUUUGAGUCAGGUCGAAAGACUGCGGAAAAACGAGCCCAUCAGAGAGAUUAAAGAGGGAAAGAAGUCAUUCUUUGGUGGUGAGCGCAAGCGCAAGGAGACGAAAGCGAAGCUGCGCGCCCAAGAACGCAAUGCCUAG